AGACCGUACAGCGAGGAGACCGGCUGAGGAGGAGGGUGGAAGGCCAGCGGCGGCCUCGCCAUGAGCAGCAACGAGCAGCAGGCGGUGGGUAGCAGAGCGCAGCUGGCGGAACAUCGUGCGACAUCGCACAAGAGACGGUUAGCGCGAUGUGGCAGCCGCCCGUCUCACAUCCGGGACAGACUCAUGACUGUGUGGCUAGGCACAGCUCAAACGCCAUCUAUAAAUAUGCCGAUGACACCACUGUUGGUGGCAGAAUCUCGGUUGGCGAUGAGGAGGCGUACAGGAGUGAGACAGAUCAGCUGGUUGAGUGGUAUCACAAAACAACCUCACACUCAACGUCAGCAAGACCAAGGAAUUGAUUGUGGACAUCAGGAAGGGGAGGGUAGAACACUGAUAGCAGUGGGACUUGGUAUCACAGCUGCAGCAUUUGCAGGUCGCCAUGCAUUUCGAUUAUGGAAACCUCUUCAACAAGUGAUUGUAGAAACAGCAAGAACUAUCCCCAGUCCCAGUUUUUCAGCAUAUUACAAAGGAGGAUUUGAAGCCAAAAUGAGUAAACGUGAAGCUAGUCUUAUAUUAGGUGUCAGUCCAUCAGCGAACCGAACGAAAAUCGCAGAAGCCCAUAAAAGAAUUAUGCUACUGAAUCAUCCUGACAAAGGUAGAAAUAAUAUUUAAAGAGGAUCACCAUUCCUUGCUGCAAAGAUCAAUGAAGCAAAAGAUCUAAUGGAUUCUUCUAGCAAAAAAAUAUCCUGAAGAAUUUUUUAUUUAUUAUAUAUCGUUUCACAUUGAUAUUUCUGGAAGAAAUUUUGCUGAUAUAAAUUGUGUCAAUGUUCUGACUUGGAAGAGUGAAAAUACAUUUUGACACAUGAACUGUCAAGUAAA
Molecule: messenger RNA, 879 nt
Organism: Pristis pectinata (smalltooth sawfish)
Lineage: Eukaryota; Metazoa; Chordata; Chondrichthyes; Rhinopristiformes; Pristidae
Product: dnaJ homolog subfamily C member 15-like
Exons: 7
Coding region: 61-672 (203 amino acids)
Biological process (GO): protein import into mitochondrial matrix
Cellular component (GO): PAM complex, Tim23 associated import motor
Molecular function (GO): ATPase activator activity
Source: RefSeq, a predicted model, not a curated record